UACUACGACACACCAGAUUGAUGACGGCAGCACAGAGCACACUCGUCAACUUCAAACGUUACUGACCGUCCAUCUUUCUGUCUAGCCACAUGUCAGGAUUGCUCAAUGUAGGAAAACAAGCAUAUCUUACUGUGAAAAGGCGCUCGAUGCCGGCACAGAUAACCCAACCGGCGCUGACACAAACGAUGCGAGUCCACACCAUGGCAGUGACGGCAGUCGCGUUCUUCAAAGACAGUCGACGGAUCGCCACAUCUUCAGCGGAUAAAACCCUGCGGAUGUGGGACGUGGAGAAAAGAGCAUUUGUAGGAGGACCAUUCGAGGGACACAGUGACUUCGUGUUGUCAGUGGCUGUAUCGCCAGACGAGAGAAGAAUUGCGAGCGGUGGAGGAGAUGGAGCCAUCAUCAUCUGGGAUGUCCAGAGUAAGAAAAUGUUAUUCAACACGCCGCGGGUGAAGCAUACGAGCCGGGUAUCCUCGGUGUGCUUCUCCCCCGAUGGAAAAAGAAUUGCAAGCGGGUCAUGGGAUAGCACAGUAAUUAUAUGGGAUGCGGAGACUGGCGCUGUCCUCUCAACCCCAGUGAAAAUCGACAAGAAUGAGCUCGACUCGAAGCCUGAUGCCAUCAAGAAGCAACAGCCGAGUACCAAGCCGAUGCGCGUGAGCCCCAAGAUCACGGCGCGGAAUCUUUGCGCCCUCGAGUGGCAAUCGAACGGCAAUCAAAAGGAACCAGCGAGUGUCUUCGUGACUUACUGGAAUGGGUUGUCUACUGCCAACAAAGAGUUAUACAAGCGCAAAGUAUCUGUUCAGGUGGCUUCCUCGGGACUGGUUCAAGUGGACGACAACCACGAUGACUAG
This is a messenger RNA of Suillus fuscotomentosus, 851 nucleotides long. RefSeq names its product WD40-repeat-containing domain protein. The transcript has 5 exons. Lineage: Eukaryota; Fungi; Basidiomycota; Agaricomycetes; Boletales; Suillaceae. The record is from RefSeq and is a predicted model, not a curated record. Gene Ontology annotation, molecular function: protein binding. The coding region runs from base 90 to 851 and encodes 253 amino acids.